AUAAUUUCAAACUUUACCAACAUCACAAAAAUAAUUUAAAAAUUUAAAUACAUACCAUAAAUAAAUAUUGUAUAGACUGUGCAAGUGAGCUAGCGUAAGAAAGACCGCGUUCUUUAUUUGAUUUUGUUUUUUUUCUUAAUUUCCCGGCCGCUGCAGUGAAAAUGGGUUUGAAGUCUGAUGAUGACAAAAGGCCGAGCAAAUUGGCGAUCAUGGAUGACGACGUUUCGGAUAAGCCAAGUGGCCUCGGCACCCGUCACUGGGUGACCUUCAUGUUGUUCCUUGGUAUGGCAAACGCCUACAUCAUGAGAACAAACAUGUCCGUCGCAAUUGUAGCUAUGGUGAAUCACACGGCUCUGCCCGUCAUCUCAGAGCCGACAGACACUGAAUGCGGAGUUCUUAUUGGCAACGAGACCCAUGCGUCGACACAAGAUGGUUCGUUCGUUUGGAGUUCUACGCUGCAAGGUUACAUCUUAUCCUCAUUCUUCUAUGGAUACGUUAUCACACAGAUACCCUUCGGAAUCUUGUCUAAAAGGUUCGGAGCCCGUUACUUCUUGGGUAUUGGUAUGUUGGUGAACUCAGUGUUCGGUCUGUUAGUGCCGGUCGCUGCUGAAGCUGGCUUCGAAUGGCUCAUCCUGGUCCGAUUCAUUCAAGGUUUGGGCGAGGGACCGAUCGUUCCUUGCACACACGCUAUGUUGGCCAAAUGGAUUCCGCCUAACGAGAGGAGUAGGAUGGGAGCCGCCGUAUACGCCGGUGCACAAUUCGGUACGGUUAUCUCCAUGCCGCUGUCUGGUCUUCUGUCAGCAUACGGUUUCUCUGGCGGUUGGCCAUCCAUCUUCUACGUUUUCGGUCUCAUCGGUACUGUCUGGUGCCUCGCUUUCUUGUUCUUCGUCUCCGAAGACCCAGAACAGUGCCCCAGCAUAAAGGAGGCUGAGAAGAAGUACAUCUUGAGCUCUCUAUGGGGUGCCGCUGGAUCCAGCUCACCACCAAUUCCCUGGAGCAAGAUUCUGCUGUCAACACCUUUCUGGGCUAUCAUGUUGGCACAUAUGGGACAGAACUACGGUUACGAGACCCUCAUGACAGAGCUGCCAACCUUCAUGAGACAAGUGCUGCACUUCUCUAUCAAGGAUAACGGUUUCGUGUCCGCCCUCCCUUACCUGUGCAUGUGGCUGUUCUCCAUGUUCAUCUCAGUGGUCGCCGACUGGAUGUUGUCCAGCGGACGGUUCAACCACACGCAAGUCAGGAAAGUCAUCAACAGUAUUGGUCAAUACGGCCCAGCAGCUGGUCUGUUUAUCGCCGCGAACACUGGUUGCAACCCUGCUGCCACCGUCGCCAUCUUGGCUGUAGGUGUCGGUCUCAACGGUGGUAUCUACUCUGGUUUCAAGGUUAACCACUUGGACAUCUCACCGCGUUUCGCCGGUGUCUUGAUGGCGUUCACCAACUGCUUGGCCAACUUGACUGGUCUGCUUGCGCCCAUUGUUGCUGGAUACAUCAUUGAGGGCAGGCCCACUCAAGCGCAAUGGAAGAAAGUAUUCUACAUCGCUGGCGGUGUGUACAUCUUCUGCGCCACAUUCUACAACGUAUUCGCUUCAGGCAGAAGACAAGACUGGGACAACCCUGCUGAUGACGAGGCUAAUGCCAAGAAAGCAGCCGAUAAGAAAGCCAUCAAACAAGAGAAGAAAGCCGCCAAGAAUCAGAGCCAAGCGGAAACAGCGCAAUAGGAGUUAAAAAGUUGAGAAACAGCAACGAAUACAACUGUUUGAAGUUUGACUCAGUAUGACUUGCAACGCUGCGCCCUACCGUAUUUUAACUCAAAUAAUUAAAUACCGACGUAGGGGCGGACAAGUUGCAAAACGUAAUGUGUCAAAUGUUAUUAAAUUGUUAGAUAAAUCGAGCGGUGCACGCGUCGAUACACUUGUAAAAAGUAUUUUAUAUAAUGUUUCCCACGCCUUUUUAAAAUGGCGGUUGUGUUUGUUGGCUACGUUCGGCCCAACGCGAGCUCCACGUAUUUUUAGGGUGAGACUGUGUAGGUGUGUUGCAAAUUAUUUUAGUUGUUAAUAUUUUAUUUUAAUUGAACUUUAGAUAUGACUGUUAAUGUUUCUGAUUACAAAUGGUGGAUUAAACUUUUAUAUUCCGCAGUCUUUACACCUGUCUACUGUAUUUUUUUAAAUGCAAUGAGACGCACAUCAAUAGGGC
Messenger RNA from Spodoptera exigua (beet armyworm), 2193 nucleotides. Lineage: Eukaryota; Metazoa; Arthropoda; Insecta; Lepidoptera; Noctuidae. The record is from the annotation of a GenBank genome assembly.